AUGAGUGUUUUGGAUGCUACAAAAAGUUCUCCCGUAGACGUUUCAACUGUACUUCCAGUUACGGAAGUGAAAAUGAAUGAUGCGAAAAUUUUAACCACACCUACCCCAAAAGCUACCCAAUUACUUGAAAUAAAAGACAAGCACACUACAACUUCAGAAGAAGUACCAUCAUCGUCUGUUGAAUUGGCAUUUUCUGCUGUGGAAAAAGACGGAGAAGAAUCACCUCAAAAUGCAGAUGUCAUUUCUCCAGAUCUAAACGAACCCACUGAGAGUUCCUUGCUAUUGCUAAGUUCUGUUUCAACAGUACGCACGCCAACGAAUCGAUUUGGAGUUAAAGUUGCUCAAUCUAAGAAGAAUUACGAUCAGCCAGCACACGAAGAAAUGGGUGAAUUAGCCCCUACUCCAGCAUUUCCGUUAUUUCCAUCUCAUAGCCAUGGCCGUCCCAUGCAACAGGAUCCUGCAAAAAGUGAAGCUACCAGAAAUUCCGAGUCUGGAGGAAAAUUAUCAGAGAUGGAUUAUAGUGCAAAGAAAACUUUUCCUUCAAAGGGCACACCUGGGAAAACCGAAACAAAGUAUUCUUUAAGGUGGCCGCCAGCUGGACAUAUACCAGGAGAACAAAAAGGAGCAACUCGAAAUUUUACAUCGAACUAUUCAAAAAAGCGACCUGCUGUGUUACCUAUUCCGGGAGAAGGUGUGUGUCGCAUUGGAGGCAUCGUCUAUCAAAAUGGGCAACCUUUCGCAUCAAGGGAUCCUUGCAAGAUUGACUGUCACUGCAUCAACAGCGUCAUUUUGUGUACUGAUGUUAUCUGUGAGCAAAAACCUGAGACACCUGACAACUGCCAAAAGAUUAUCGACGCAACAAAAUGCUGCCCAGAAUAUGUUUGUGAAAAUGAAACAUCCAGCGUCCUGACAACUUCAAGUACUACAAUUUAUAAGGUUGAUACGACUGUGCCUCCUGUACUCUCAGAUAAAAUUGAUUUCAUUACAGAAGACCAUCCAUCCUCUGAUGAAGAAAGUACAACUUACAAACAUCCCACGCACCCUAAUGAAGCAGCUGGUGAGAAAAGCACUUCAGAAAAGGAAUCAUCUACUUUUCCCGCUUCAACAACAGAAGAAUUUGACGGGACAUCAACUCAAAAACCAGAAGAUGAAUCAUCUACCAUCAAAACAGUUUCAAGUACUACAACUGACAUUGACACGACAACUUCUCCGAUACUCUCAGGUGACAUUCAUCUCAAUGUGAACGACCAUCCAUCCUUUGAUGAAGAAAGUACUGCUUCCAAACCUUCCGCGCACACUGAUGAAGCCGCAAGUGAGACAAACAUUUCAGAACAAGAAUCAUAUAAUUUUCCCUCUACAACAACAGAAAAAUUUGAUGGCACUUCAACUCAAAAAUUAGAAGAUGAAUCAUCCACCGUCAAAACAGUUUCAAGUACUACAACUUACAUUGACAUGACCACUUCUUCUAUAAUCUCAGAUGAUAUUCAUAUCAGUUUAAAAGACCAUCUAUCCUCUGAGGAAGAAAGUGCAGCUUCCGAACAUCCCACGCACACUAAUGAAGCAGCUGGUGAGAAAAACAUUUCAGAAAAAGAAGCAUUUACUUUCCCCCCUUCAACAACAGAAAACUAUGAUGCACAUUCGACACAAAAUUCAGAAGACAUAACAGCCAGCGUCCAAGCAAUUUCAAGUACUACAAUAAAAUAUUUUGAGACGACAACCGUUCCUAAGCCCUCAGAGGCCAUUGAUUAUGAAUUAAAAAACCUUACAUCACUUGAUGAAAAAGCAUCGGAUUCUGAACUUUCAAUUGACACCAGUGAAGAUUAUGAUAAGAAAAUUAUAACAGAAAAACAAGCAUCUACUUUUCCUUCUUCAACAACAGAAGAAUUUGAUGGGCCAUCAACUCAAAAACCAGAAGAUGAAUUAUCUACCAUCAAGACAGGUUCAAGUACUACAACUUACAUUGAUACGGCAACCUCUCCUACACUCUCAGGUGACAUUCAUCCCAAUGUGAAAGACCAUCCAUCCUCUGAUGAAGAAAGUGCAGCUUCCGAACCUCCCACGCACACUAAUGAAGCAGCUGGUGAGAAAAACAUUUCGGAAAAAGAAUCAUCACCUUUUCCCUCUUCAGCAACAGAAAACUAUGACACGCAUUCGACACAAAAUUCAGGAGACAUAACAGCCAGCGUCCAAGCAAGUUCAAGUACCACAAUGAAAUAUUUUGAGACGACAACCGUUCCUAAACCCACUGAAGCCAAUGAUCUUGGAUUAAAAGACCUUACAUCAUUUGAUGAAGAGAAAGCAAGUUCCGAAUCUUCUAUUGACACCAGUGAAGCUUCUGAUGAAGAAAUCAUCACAGAAAAAGUACUUUCGGUAGAUCUGCAUGAUGAUGUUGCAGUAACGUUUACACCCACUUCAAAAGAUGAGAUUACGACUACUCAAUCAACUCCUGAAACAGACACAGAUGAAUUUCAAAAUACAUUUUCAACAAACCCACCACAAAAUAUAAUACUUUCCAGCAGUGAUAUACCAUCAAAAGAUUUGGACAAAAAUGAAAAUGUACUAGAUACAACAACAAAAGUUAUAUUAGAUGCAACUAUUCAUCAAAUAAAUCCUUCAAUGAAUGACUCUUAUUCGACUCUGAUAGUCGAACAUCAAAAAGAUGAAGAGAAGAUCAAAUUUACAACAGAGUCCAAAACUCAUGAAACUACUUUUUUAUCCAAUAGUAUAACAGAGACUACAGGUGAAGCAUCCACGAAAAAUUCUGAAGACAAGCAUUCUACACAAUCUGUUGAUGUUGAAGAUGUAACCGUAGAAAACGUAGUGAGUCAUUCUGUGAUUACAAAUGAGGUCCCGCAAUCAGCUACUGUAACUCUAAAAAUAGAUUCGGAUCAAGACGCAGAAGUUUCAAUACCAGGUGUAUUAGUUUCCAACAAACCUGAGACUAGUCCUCCUGAAGCAGCUGCGGUGGAAGAAUUAAGGUUUCCAACCCCAAUACCAACAGAAACUACGCCAGUUUUAACUCAAGAAGUAACUGAUGAGAUUAAAAUAGCAAUAGCAGAAGAACAUCCGCACAAAAUCAUUGAUACUUCCGAUCAUGAUGAAUUGCUAAGCUCAUCCUCAGACGAAAAGGUUUUUAAACCAGAAGUUGAUGAAGUCUUCGUCGUAAAUGAAGAUGGUCAUUUUACUGAAGUAGAUAAACACGUUACAGUUAUUGCUGAUAAAGAAUCAGAAUCAACUCAUAGUUUUUCUGAGAAGUCGACAGAAACACAAGAAAUGACACACCCGAUAACUUCGGAGGUUAGUAUCCAACACUCAUCCAUUCCAGGAGGAAUCAGCCAAUCGGUAGAUAAACAUUACACUGAAGUACAUGAAAUCAGCACAGCUAUCGUUCAUGAAGAUCUUUCAUCAGAAUCACCACAUAAAUUUUCUGACAAGUCAACGGAAAUACAAGAAGUUGCGCACCCAACAACUUCAGUAGUGAACAUUCAAACAACACCCGUUCCAGAAAUAAUCGAUCUAUCAGAAGAUGAAAAUAACAAUGAAGCAGACAAAAUUGCAACAGUUAUUGCUCACAAAGAUGUUACGUCAGAAUCAUAUCAUACAGUCGCGAACCCGCCAACUUCAGUAGUGAACAUUCAUGACACUUCUGUUGAAGAAGAAAUUAAUUUAUCAGAAAAGAAACAUUACACUGAAAUCAGUACAGUUAUAUAUGAAGAGGAUGUUACAUCAGAAUCAUCUCAUAGUUUUUCUGAAAAAUCAACAGAAACUCCUGAGGUCACACAUCAGACUACUUCAGAAAUGAACGUUCAAAACACAUUCUCUCCAGAAAAAACAAGUCUAUCAGGAGAUAAACAUUUCACUGAUGUAGGUGAAAUCACUACAUUUAUCACACAUGAAGAUGAUACAUUAGCAUCAGCUCAUAGUUUUGCCGACAAGUCAACAGAAACAGAAGAAGUCUCACACCCGACAACUUCAGUUAUAAACAUUCAAGACACAACAGUCAAAAAAGAAAUCAUUUUACCGAAAGAUAAACCUUACACUGAAAGAGAAGAAAUCUUUACAGAUAUCUCACAUGAAGAGGUUACAUCAGAAUCAUCUCAGAGUUUUUCUGAUAUGUCAACAGUAACACAAGAAGUCACACAUUCGACAACUUCCGUGAUAAGCAUUCAAGAUACAUCUAUUAAAGAAGGAAUCAAUUUAUCGAAAGAUAAACCAUACACGGAAGAAGAACUCACUACAGCUAUCUUUCAUAAAGAUGUUACAUCAGAAUCAUCUCAUACUUUUACUGAAAAAUCAACUGUAACAAAUGAAAUCAAACAACCGUCAACUUCAGUAAUGAACGUUCAAAGCACAUCCAUUCCAGAAGAAACCAGUCCAUCAGAAGAUAAACAUUUCACUAAAGUAGACGAAAUCACUAUAGAUGAAACAUAUGAAGAUGUUACAUUAGCACCAUCUCACAGUUUUCUUGACAAGUCAACAGAAAAGCAAUAUGUAGUACACCCAACUUCAGGGUUGAAAAUCAAAAACACAUCCGUUCCAGAAGAAAUCAAUUUGUUUGAAGAUAAAAAUUACAAUGAAUUGGACAAAAUUACUACAAUUAACGCUGGUAACGAUGUUACAUCGGAAUCAUCUCCGAGUUUUUCGGAGUCCACAGAGAAACAAGAAGUCGUACAUACCACAACUUUAGCGAAUAGCAUUCAAGAUAUAUCCACUUCAGAGGAAACAAAUUUAUCAGACGAUAAACGUUACACUGAGAUAGACUCAAUAGCUACAGUCAUCGCUGAUGAAGACACUGCAACAGAAUCAUCUCAUAUCGUUACUGAGAACCCAUUAAUCGGAAGCAAAACAGGUACUCACAAUGAAAUUGUUUUAAAUGUUGGACCUUCCGCGUUUACAAAACUUGGUCAUGGGAAUGCUCCAAAUGCUAGUGAUAUUUAUGUUAUACAGAUCAAUAACACUAUUUCAGAAAUGAUAGAAAUCAAAACACCGGCAGCUUCACAUGAAGAAAAUGAUCAGAAGUAUGGAAUGGAAAGCAAUGAAAAUCUUUUUGCUAUCACUAUAACUCCAUUUCAGAGCAAUGAAGAACAUUUAACUACAUCAACGGAAUUGAAUCCUUUUGAGUUGAAGUCGACAACGGAACAAAAAUUACCUUCUACAGAAAUAAUUAACAAUACGCAGUUCACAGAAGAGGAAAAAGUUGAUCCUCAUAAAGUAAUUGAUUUGUCUGCAGAAAAAGUAACAGUUACAGAUACAACACAAAAAGCCGAUAGUGAAGCUAUUUCCUUAAAAGUAUCUACGACAGAAAACAUCGAAUCAACAGAAACACAAUUUACUGUAACAAGUAUAUCUGAGAGUACAACUAUUCCUAGCAUUCAGGCCCAUAAUGACGACAGUAACUCAAGAGAUGUUGAAAAGGACCUUUCUACUCCAGUUAGGCAAACGAGUUCACAAAGUUUCGAAACCGUUCCUGAACCUGCUCUUAUAAAAGUACCAGAAGGAGAUAUUUUGACUGCUCAGGGGUCUGCCAUACAGCCUGAAAACUUGUUAAUGGAAAAUACUAAUCGGUUAGAAGUUUCACCACAUGAACAUGCUGCUCCCGAAUCUUUGUCCUCAUCAACCAUUAAUAGUGAAAUUACAACGCAUGAUCCAAUCUCUUCCAUUAGUGUGGAUAGUAAGGAUAAUUUGAAGGAACAGCAAGCUAUUUCAACGGCUACAUACCUCACACAUAACUCAACGUAUUCGUUUACUGAUGAAAACACUCAUCAUCCCAGUAAACCAGAGGAAUCAAUUGAAGAGAACACUACUCCUGAAAAAGCAAACGAUUUGGAGGAUAGUGAAAUAACUGCAGCCGAUUUACACCUUGGAAGUGUUUCUUCCCUUAUCACUGUUUCAGAGAAAAUACAACAGCCAUUUGUAUCAUCGACUGCAGAAGAUAUUAACGGGGAAAGUACAGUUGCAUCCCCUACAGGAGGGUUAAAAGAGUUACAGACGGAUUCUUAUGACAAUACAGUUGAAACGACUAGUCUUCAGUUCCAAAAUCCAUUAACGGAUGACGGAUCUCUUGAUUAUGACUCUAACUAUUCAUCAAAUGCUGCUGAAAUGAAAUUAAAUUCCAGUAGCUUAAUUAUUGAACAGUUUACCAUUCCGGAUUCCGAUGAAAGUGAUCAGCAUUCGUUUACUAUGCUUACUACAAAAGCAAACUCUUCUUCACUCGAAAACACUUCUGAUGGCAUAUAUAACCUUCAUUCGUUUACUCAGACAAUUGAAGAAAAUGAUUUUUCUACCGAAAGGGAACCACUUUUACCGUCAUCUACAGGAUUUGAGGAAACAAGUGAAGAACCAGAGAAAGAGCAGGACAGCAUGAAGAAAACCGAAUACACGACGCCUUCGGUUUCGAGUACAGUAUAUUUUACGGAAUCAUAUACCGACAAAAUCAGUACUAUGACAGAAAUUAAGGCCUCGUCAGAAAACAAAAAGAAAGAAACUCUUCAGACAACGGAACUGUCAGAAGAGCCUUCUCUUGUAACGGACCAACAUCAUAUUGAGGAGUUCAGUUCAACGAUGAAAACUUCAACCGGUACCGCUGCCGUUUCUGAAAAGAUCCCAACAGAUUUGAGCUCAUCUGAUGUAACACAGCAAUCAUCAAGUUUUCCUCCAACUGAAAAUAAAGAAAAAGAAGAAGAGCUGCAAACAGAUGCCGCACUAAUUACAAACAAGAUUUUCACUCUUCCAGAAAAAGAGGAAUCGCAUCAUGAAAAUCAAAAUGUCGGCUUGUCGAGUAUUUCAGAUGAUAAAGAAAAUACAAGUGGUUUAACUGAAAAUAUCACUACUGAAAUAAUUACUGAACUCCCACAUUCAACUUCUGUCUCACAACAUUUCACUUCUGAUUACCCUACAUCGUUUACUGACCCGAAAAGUAUUCUUAGUACAACAGAGAAGUAUUCAGAUUCUACAGAGGAGAGUUCGAAUGAAAUAUUAGAAACUGAGAGGCUUGGUGUCUUAAUUGACCAGAAAAACGUACACUCAACUUCCGUAGACGAAAUUAAUGACUUAAGUGAGGAAUCAACAAACAUAAUAAUGAACAGUAACGACCAAGAUAAAGAAAACGCUAGUUCUGCUGCUAGUACAAAUGACAGUCAUAAGAUUUUUGAAGAACCGAAAUUAACAUCCUUUGAAAACACAGAAACAACACUGGAUACAAGCGGAGGAUCUCAAUUUUCUGUUGGUACUGAUGAAGACGAGGAAUCAGUGAACAUAAUAUCGGAGAAUAAUGGCCAAGAAAAAGGAAAUACCAGUCCUACUGCUAGUACAAAUGACAAUCAUAAAAUUUUUGAAGAACCGAAAUUAACAUCCUUUGAAAACACAGAAACAACAAUGGAUACAAGCGGAGGAUCUCAAUUUUCUGUUGGUACUGAUGAAGACGAGGAAUCAGUCAACAUAAUACCGGAGAAUAAUAGCCAAGAAAAAGAAAAUACUAGUCCUACCGCUAGUAAAAAUGACAGUCAUAUUGUUUUUGAAGAACCAAAAGUAGAAAAUGUCACCCAGGAUAAAAUAAUUUUGCCUACAACGGCAACGCUGUAUACAACAGAAGGAUAUUCAAAGAACUCUGAUACAAUACAGCUUGGAGAUUCUUCAUCGAAAUUAUCCGCUUUGCUGACGACUCAUCCAUAUCUCAGUACCUUAAUAGAAGCUCGAACUACUGUACGACCCUCUAGUCCUACAAUUACAUCAGUUGAUGUCCCUACCACGUCAGAACAUCCUCCUACAAAACUUGUAUGCUUAUACAACGGCGAUGUGUACCAUUCGGCAGAAGAGGUGCCGCGAGCAGACCCUUGCGAAUUCUGCUUUUGUUUCCGAGGCGAAAUUAUUUGCCUCCAGCAAACGUGCCCUCCACCUAUCCACGGAUGCUUUGCAACUCCUAUCCGAGGAUUUUGCUGUCCAAGAUUUCACUGCCCUGUUCAAGAAAAGUACUUUAAUUCUACCUCUCCGUUUGAAGCGAUCCCUAGAUCUAGACUUAGUUACAUGUUGCAGAAAACGCCCUCAGCCACAGGCUGUGAAAUCGAGGGGGUCAUCUACAGAAUCCAUCAGCUCGUCCGUCCGUCGAGCGGCCCAUGCAUGCAAUGCCGUUGUGAAGCUGGAGGCGUGAUGAGAUGCGAUCCAAGAGAUUGCCAGCCACAACCACCUCUCGUUUUGCGACUCAACCGAGAUUUUUUUAAGAGAAAAUAG
This is a messenger RNA of Uloborus diversus, 8226 nucleotides long. Its product is annotated as mucin-2-like. The record is from RefSeq and is a predicted model, not a curated record. Gene Ontology annotation, molecular function: protein binding. Gene Ontology annotation, cellular component: AMPA glutamate receptor complex. The transcript has 7 exons. Gene Ontology annotation, biological process: negative regulation of BMP signaling pathway. The coding region runs from base 1 to 8226 and encodes 2741 amino acids. NCBI's taxonomy places the organism in Eukaryota, Metazoa, Arthropoda, Arachnida, Araneae, Uloboridae.